AUGACAUCCACCUUCGUCUUCACCCUUGCUUUGCCUCCUGCAGUGCCAGGCUUCGACCGCGGUGUCCUGCGCCCGCUGAAGCCCGUGUACGCGAGGGACUUUAUAAGGAUCGCGCCGCAUGAGGUGUAUUACGAGGAGUUUAAGACAUCCCAACAAACCCUCCUCCGCGCCCUCUCCCUCGAGAUUAACAUCUUCCCCCCCACCAAACUCUUGCGGCAGCGGUCUGGUAACGAGACUAGCUUGGGACUUGGCCGGAUGUAUCUUGCUGUCUCGUGUUAUCCUGUACUUCUCGUACUGUACUAUCCAUCUGCACUGUAUCUUGCCGCACUCAUGUUCAACAACUCGGUUGACCCCGAUUGCGCGAGCCGCCGCCCCACGAUCGCCACUGCGCUAAUGUACACACAGUCCCUGGCCGAGUUCGACUGCGCGUUCGAUCAUCGUUACUUACCACAGGCGAACAACCAUGAGACGUGUUUUGAGGAAUCUGAGGAAUCUCGCUGGAUCCUUCUCGCAACCUUCUCUGGCGACAUUGGAGAGGGAGGCGCCGGAGAGAAGGAUGUUGGACUUUGCCUCGCAUCCACACCUCCUCCCCUUCUCGUUCCCGCGGAAUGGAUAUGGGAGGUUGUAGUCGACGAUGUUUGGUGGAUGUUGAGACUGGCCAUGCGUCAGCACGAGAUGUUGGUCUCCACACCAGGAGGCUAUCGAUAG
This is a messenger RNA of Peniophora sp. CBMAI 1063, 708 nucleotides long. The record is from the annotation of a GenBank genome assembly. Lineage: Eukaryota; Fungi; Basidiomycota; Agaricomycetes; Russulales; Peniophoraceae.